AUGGCACUAUACAGGGCGCACAGGAACACAUAUCACGACAGCGCGCAGGUCGUCUGCGAUGUUUGCGGGGCGCAACUGAGCACUUUGUCGGCUUUGAAAGAACACAAAGUCACACAUGACCCUGAACACGGCAAAGAGAGAACGCACGUCUGUGAGGUUUGCGGCAAAAGCUAUCUGACUGUGAGGAACCUGAGAAGCCAUGUCAAGUCGCAUUCUAACCUCAAAACUCACGUGUGUAGUAUAUGUGGGAAAUCCGUUAGCAGCAAGGCUAUCUUAGAAACGCAUGUCAAGAUGCACACAGGUGUUAGAGACUUCCACUGCCGCGUGUGUAACAAGACGUUUGCAUCCAAAGAGUACCUUCAAACUCACCAAAGGAUCCAUACAGGUGAUAAGCCGUUCAAGUGUCACGUGUGCGGUAAAACGUUUACGCAAAAGACUUCUUUGACAGUUCAUAUUCGGUAUCAUACAGGGCAGAAGCCUUACAAAUGCGAAUCUUGUGGACAAGGCUUUGCUAAUAAGACCACCUUGAGAUUGCAUGAACGCAGGCAUACUGGAGAGCGGCCUUACAAGUGCGAAGAGUGCGGCAAAACGUUCACUUUACGCACGACGCUCAAGUCGCACAUGCGCACGCACACCGGCGAGCGGCCAUUCGUGUGCGAACAGUGCGGGAAGGCGUUUACGCAAAGGCAAAGCCUCCGAGAUCACCAGCUGAUUCACAAAGGCGAGAAGCCUCUACAAUGCCCAGAAUGCAAUCGAUGUUUCACCAUCCAAACCUCGCUAAACGCCCAUUUACGCACUCAUACGGGCGACAGACCGUACGUGUGUCAGGAUUGCGGAAAGGCCUUUACACAAAAGUCACCGUUAAAGAUCCACAUGCGAUACCAUUCUGGAGUGAAACCUUUGCAAUGUCCUGAAUGCGACAAGUGUUUCACGAAACGCAGCACAUUGAAAGCGCAUCUGCGCACACAUACCGGAGAUAGACCGUAUGAUUGCAAGGAGUGCGGCAAGGCGUUUACGCAGCGGUCACCUUUGAUUAUUCACAUGCGGUACCACACCGGAGAAAGGCCAUAUCAGUGCAGUUUUUGUCAGAAGAGCUUUGUUAGCAAAACGAGCCUCAGAGACCACUUGUUGAUCCACCAAGGAGUGAAACCUUUGCAAUGUCCUGAAUGCGACAAGUGUUUCACGAUACGCAGCACAUUGAAAACGCAUCUGCGCACACAUACCGGAGAUAGACCGUAUGAAUGCAAGGAGUGCGGCAAGGCGUUUACGCAGAGGUCACCUUUGAUUAUUCACAUGCGGUACCACACCGGAGAAAGGCCAUAUCAGUGCAGAGAAUGUGGUAGAGGAUUUUCCCACAAGUCAAGUUUAAAGACUCACAUGCGAACGCACACUGGGGACAAGCCUUAUGCUUGCACGGGUUGUGAUAGGACGUUCUCCUAUCAAACUUCCUUGAUCGUGCAUCUGCAGACUCACACCACUGAGAAGCCGUUUGUCUGCUCGGAAUGUGGUAAGACGUUUGCACUGAAAGAGUACUUGACGAUUCACAUGCGCAUCCAUACCGGAGAGAAACCGCAUAAGUGCAAGGUGUGCGACAAGGCAUUCACGCAGUGGUCAGGUUUGAACAUCCACAUGCGGAAACACAGCGACGAAAGACCAUUUCAAUGCAAAGAAUGUGGAAAGGCAUACAAAGAGAAAAAAGGUUUGACGCAUCACAUGAGGAUACACACCGGCGACAAGCCAUAUGCUUGCACAAAAUGUGAUAGAAGGUUCGCGCACAGGACUGCUUCAAUCGUGCAUAUGCAAUCGCACACCGCUGAUAAACCAUUUGACUGCCCAAAAUGUGACAAGUCGUUCGGAUUGAAGCACUACUUAGCGAAGCAUCUGCGGACCCAUACUGGAGAGAAGCUAUAUAAGUGCAAAGAGUGUAACAAAGCUUAUACAGCAAGGUCUACCUUGAAAGUACACAUGCGGAACCACACCGGCGAAAGACCGUAUGAAUGCAAGCCGUGCGGAAAGGCAUACAAACAGGAACAUUUCUUAACAAUUCACAUGCGAAUCCAUACCGGAGCAAAACCGCAUAAAUGCAAAGAGUGUGGCAAGGGAUUCCACAAAAGGUCAGCUUUGACCCAUCAUCAACAAUACCAUACAGGCAAAACUCCGUUUCAAUGCGAACGAUGCGGCAGCCUCUUUGCCUUGAAGUAUGUGCUGAAGAAGCAUAUGGAGAUUCACAGUGACGUAAAGCCCUACGUGUGCAAAGAGUGUGGCAAGGGCUUUAAGAAGAACUGCUCUUUGAUAACGCAUAUUCGUACGCAUACGAACGAAAGACCAUUCAAGUGCACCAUGUGCGAUAAGAGUUUCAAGCAACUGGGGAGUUUGAACAAGCACAAGUUGUGCCAUGCAAGCGAAAAACCGUUCAAGUGUGGAACUUGCAACAAAUCAUUCACUGACAAAUACAAACUGUCGUCACAUGAGCGGAUACACACUGGAGACAAACCAUUCAAGUGCACUGAAUGUGAAAAGUCGUUCAAUAAAACGGAAUCUCUAACAAUACAUAUCCGUACGCAUACUGGAGAGAAACCAUACAGUUGCAGUCUAUGCGGGAAACGUUUUAGGGCGAGUGGUGGCCUAGCUCAUCAUAUGCGCACCCACAGCGAUGAAAAACCAUUCCAGUGCAAAAUUUGCGGAAAGGGUUUCAAGAAAAAUGACGCCUUGGUGGUACACACGAGAACUCACACCGGCGAAAAACCUUUCGUAUGCGUUAUUUGCGAUCGAGGGUUUGUUGAGAAAGAUAAAUUGUUGCAACAUAUGGCUAUCCAUACCGGCGAAAGACCUUUCAAAUGUCCAAACUGUGAUAAAGCCUUCAUCAAGCAGUACCUACUUACGCACCAUAUGAAGACACAUGCGGCUGGAAAACCGUAUGAAUGUGACCAGUGCGAUAAGGCUUUUUCCAGAAAUUAUGCUUUGACAUGUCACAGACGACUACAUACAGGCGAAAGGCCGUAUAGGUGUGAUGAGUGUGGAAAAGGGUUUCCCAGAAAUUAUGUGUUGUCUCGCCACAAGCGACGUCAUAAAAUGGAAAAAGAGUACAAAUGCGAAAUCUGUGGAAAGGGCUUUACUAUCAGUACGCACGCCAACGAACACAAGAACUUUCACACCGGAGAAAAGCCAUUUGAAUGCGAGAUCUGUGGCAAACAUUUUAUGUUCUCUUGGUUUCUGUCAUCGCAUCGAAGAAUCCACAGUGGCGAUAAACCUUUCAGUUGUACAAAUUGCCCUAAAAAAUUCGCGAUGAAAGAUCUGCUUACUGAACACAUGCGGGUUCAUACCGGAGAGAAACCAUACACGUGUCAGUUUUGUGGUAAACCGUUUGCCCAUAGAUCGCCGUUCAGGUACCAUCUGAAGACACAUACCGGGGAGAAACCAAACGUUUGCCCCAUCUGUGGUAAGGGCUUCAUCUCACUGGCCGCUAUGAAGAGUCACACCAAGAUAUGCUCAGUAUAG
This is a messenger RNA of Acanthoscelides obtectus, 3498 nucleotides long. The record is from the annotation of a GenBank genome assembly. NCBI's taxonomy places the organism in Eukaryota, Metazoa, Arthropoda, Insecta, Coleoptera, Chrysomelidae.